AUGAGCGAGGAGAGAAGAAGGGGAAAUAAACUUUUCAUACUGGCCAGGGAGUGUGCGCGGGUAAAACGAUAUCGAGAUUCGUAUGCACUUUUCGACAAGAACAGAUGUUUAUAUAAGAUCAUUGCUACCGACGCCGAGAAGGAGGAUCUAAUUCGUCAAGAAAUUAUACCAUAUUCAUAUAGAUCUCGGCAAAUAAGUAUUCUGACCGCCAAAUCCGCGUUUCGCCAAUUUGGCAGCAGGGUCGUGGCGAACGGCCGACGUGUCCGGGAUGACUAUUGGGAAGCAAAGGCACGGAAGCAAGGAUUUACAGAAGAUGACCUUGCAGAGCAGAAGAAACCAGGCGCUGCAAAGGGCAGAGACACUGCUGCUGCGGGAGCAAGCGCGUCUACAUCAAUGAACUUUAGCCACGAAGGAGAAAUUGUCUCCGCUCAAACAGAAGGAUCCUUUGAUACCCACGCUGAACGACAGGCGGCCUUGCCUGGCAUAACUCUUGCGCUAGAAAAGCUCGGUAUGAUAGGAGAAUAUAGCAACAUCCAAAGACCACGCGAAGAGGUCUCUAGUCAUUCACGCCAUGAUCGGAUACAGGGAACUCAGUCUACAGAGUUCCUGACGCAAACGCAUCGUGAUGCGGAGAAUAUCGAGCUUAUCGGCACAGUAGACGUGAAAACUGACUCCUUGCUCGAGCGGCACCGGAGGACGCCUCAGUUGAUUGAUUGUACAAAACUAACACAAUGUACACUUGCCGAUGAGGGACUCUCUCCUGCUCAGGUAGCACAGUCUCCAUGCGCGUCCGAUAGUAGCGUGCAAGAACGAUCAGUGUCUCAGCAACAAGAAAAGAUGCUGCCUCCAUCACUGAAAUCCAUUGACUGGACGACUGAGUUGGCAAGAGCUGUGGGAGCUGCAUAUGAAGCUGCUUACGGCUCUGCCUCAACUUCUCCUUCUCUGCUGUUGAAGUUGUAUUCAAUCUUUGAUGAUGAAUCCUUCCUAGCAAGCGAGUCGAUCUCCGAUGUUGACGAGGAAAGCUUCAUUAGUGGGGUCUCCCAACAUGGGCAGACCGGUAGGACAUCUAGUGCUUCCGGUAAUCUGCACGACGCUUGUAGAGAGUCAACUCCGAUCCCGUCGGUAUCAGGGAUCGGUGGCUACACUGGGGCUGGACAAAGAUCUGACCAGAGUUCUGAAUUCCCCAGGGUAAAGGCCACAUCGUCCAACUUGCAUCCAUCCAAACGUGUUAUUCGGAGAUUAAGAUGCCACUUCAAUGCUCGGAACUCUCAGAAAUAUUGUGUUACUCGCGCAACCGGGAACAAGUAUCAUGUUUGCGCAAAGGCCGGAUACCUAACUGUUACACAUCUCAAACAGCAUAAUAAAAGUACACACAUGUCCAGUCAAUGUACUCGAUGUGGUAGGCUAUUUGACCUGGCGAAAGAUCAGAAAGCACAUGCCCGUUUAGAACCCAACAAAAUGUGCCAUGUAAAGCCAGAAGAGGAAUGGCCAGGCAGUGCUGAAGCAGAAAGUAUCAACGACAAGGUACAAGAAAGAAUUCGCAAAAAAAUCAGCGCACGCGGAUACCAAGAGCUGGAAUCUAGUACUAAAGAUGCCUUGGUGUUAUGGGUUUCUGCAAACAUCACAGAAUAUGUCGGCGAUAAUCCCACUUCACAAGACAAGCAGGAGCUGAAAAACUGGUACUUGAUUUGGUUGGCAUUAUUCCCCGGUAUUCCUGUCCCAAGCCAACCUUUUUUUGACGGUCCUUCCGAGGCAUCAGCCGAAGACGAGAGGUUCCUCCAGGUAUUUCAAAGUACAGUAGAGGAUCGAAUGGCACGCCAGCAGAUGACGUCGAUGCCCCCAGGACUCGUAGACGAGAUACUUGAGCGUAUCCGAGAAACUCAAGUUAUCAUGCGAACGAUGUCGCAGGCAGUCCAAAACAAUACGCCUAGAGAUUUUGGACAGGAUAGUCCUCCUAUGAAUAGCACACAACUGUUGCCCUCUCUAUCUUCCUCCGAGAGUAUCCGUUCAAGAAGGCCAGAGCAUAAUCUGGAGGGCCCGGCACCUAAACGUAGGAGAGAUGACUCCCAGCCGUUACCAGUAGCCAGCUCGUCUACAGAGGGAGAUAUGACUGCGCUAGAAACCUUGCCACAAUACUCUCAGUAUAAUUCUGGCCCACAGCUUGGUACAGCACCUUUUCAGAAUGUAAUGGGCCUCAACCUUGACAGCUUUGUCAACGACCCUUGGUCAGCAAGUGCGCCAAGGUUCAGCGACAUGGGCCAACCUUCUUCCCAUCCCUUUCCAUACUCCGAAUCCGAUCCCCUGAUGCAGCCAUUCCUCGGUGAGUCCAGCCUGGUAUUGGAGCAAGAUUAUUGGUGUGCCGAUACAGAUGGUCACGCUGAAAUCUAUGAUUUGGCAGAGACCAUAAACAAGCCAAACGGCACACCCCGGGCACGGAGGAAGCGAUAG
Messenger RNA from Glarea lozoyensis ATCC 20868, 2448 nucleotides. RefSeq lists its product as uncharacterized. The record is from RefSeq and is a predicted model, not a curated record. The coding region runs from base 1 to 2448 and encodes 815 amino acids. The transcript is spliced from 4 exons. NCBI's taxonomy places the organism in Eukaryota, Fungi, Ascomycota, Leotiomycetes, Helotiales, Helotiaceae.